Molecule: messenger RNA, 213 nt
Organism: Racocetra fulgida
Lineage: Eukaryota; Fungi; Glomeromycota; Glomeromycetes; Diversisporales; Gigasporaceae
Source: the annotation of a GenBank genome assembly
AUGGCGAACGAACAAUUACAAGCCUUAGAAGAAAAGGAAAAAAAGGCAGGUGACAUUUACCGAGAAAGAGCAUAUCAUAAUGCGAUAAAGUCAAUUUCUAUAUAUCCUAAACAAAUAACUUCCGGCGAAGAAGCACGGAAACUAAAAGGCAUCGGUAAUAGCAUUUCUACAAAAAUAGACGAGAUUUUGAAGACGGUUCGCAUUUCAUGGUAA